AUGGAGGCGGUGGCAGACAAGUACCAGCCGCUGUUCCCGAACGGCGGCGUGGCCGCGGCGGCCAAGAAGACGGCGAGGCUCGGGGCGGCAGCGGCGAUGGCGGCCGACGGCGAGACGGCGGGGGUGUACCGGGAGUGCCUCAAGAACCACGCGGCGAGCCUGGGCGGCCACGCGCUGGACGGGUGCGGCGAGUUCAUGCCGUCGCCGGAGGCCGACCCGGCAGACCCGAGCUCGCUCAGGUGCGCCGCGUGCGGAUGCCACCGCAACUUCCACCGCCAGCUCGCCGAGCUGCCGCCGCCGCCGCCUCUCCUCGCCUUGCCGCCGCCGCCGCCACCGCCACCGCCACCACUGGCGCUGGACGACCGCCUGCCGGCCUCCUUCGACGAGGAGACCGAGGAGGAGUCGGACGAGGGCUCGGAUUUCGACGAGGACCGCCCGCUGUCUCCACCGCCGCCUCCCGCCUCCCUGGGCCCGAUGCCAGCGGCGCCCGGGACCGUUCCCGGUGCGGCGGCGGCGAGGAAGCGGUUCCGCACCAAGUUCAGCCCGGAGCAGAAGCAGCGGAUGCAGGCCCUGUCGGAGCGGCUGGGCUGGCGGCUGCAGAAGCGCGACGAGGCCGUGGUGGACGAGUGCUGCCAGGAGAUGGGCGUCACCAAGGGCGUCUUCAAGGUCUGGAUGCACAACAACAAGCACAACUUCGUCGGCGGCCACAGCGCGCGCCGCAGCGCCUCAGCCUCAGCGUCUGCUGCAGCAGCCACGGCCGCCAACGCGGCCAUCCACCACCAUCCGUCCGACGCCACCGCCGGUGCUGUCUACCCUUCCUCCUCCCACGCCGCCGCCCCAGCACCACCAGCCGCCGCUGUCCACCACCCUUCCGCGCACGCCGCCCCACCGCCCCACCGCCCGCGCCUGUCCACGCUGACUUCAACAUCAACGGCACCGCGGCCACCGACGCCGCCGACUACUUCCACGUCCAGCCGUCGACGGCGAGUGGCGGCUCUCCGCAGUCGUCCUAGUCAAGUUAGUGCUAAUCAGUCAUGGUUACUUGUAGCCUCGUGUCUAAUUAACCAACCCUAG
Molecule: messenger RNA, 1074 nt
Organism: Miscanthus lutarioriparius
Lineage: Eukaryota; Viridiplantae; Streptophyta; Magnoliopsida; Poales; Poaceae
Source: the annotation of a GenBank genome assembly